CACUGUUGGCCAUUACUGGCACUGACACACGCCAAGGCAAUUUAAGAGAAAUAGGGUCUCUGAGACAAGAUAGAUCCCUAAAAUAGGGAGGAAGGAAGCGCUGGAUGAUCAUAACGGGUGGUUUGCAUAGGCCGGCCCACAAGGAGUCUUUCUGGGGAAGAGGUUACUGUAGUUACUGUAUAUCGGUUUAUUGGCAAAGGACAGGAUCAUUCUGUUUCACACACUGCCGUGUGACUGUCGGUAACAUACUUACAACAACCGCAGCAGAGACCUGUUCCUGGACCCGCAUUUAAACCUGAAUUUCCUAUUGUAUGGCACUGUUUUACUCCGCUCAGACGUGUGGCAGCGUUUUCUGGCAGUUUCGCGUAAAAUCUCUCCAAGAUGUUUUGGUUCAUGCAAGGACUGUGCUUUCUACCGGUGUUUCUGGUCAUCUGGUCCUCCAGCACUUUCAUUGUUACCUACAUCAUUGCGCUUUUCAGACAAGAUGUCGACAUAAUCUUUCCAUACAUAAGUGACACAGGUGCAAAGCCUCCAGAGAGCUGCAUUUUUGGCCUAAUGACAUUCAUUUCUGCAUGCGCAGGAGUAGCCACCACAUAUGCCAGGUACAAGUUUGUGGAGAAGCUGAGUGAGGAAACAAGGGUGGUGCGCCCAUGUCUCAAUAAAUCUGCACUCAUGUUUGGGAUGCUCUCCUGUUUGGGCAUGUGUAUUGUAGCAACCUUCCAGGAAACAACAGUGACAAUAGCUCAUGAUGUAGGAGCUCUGCUGUUCUUUGUCUCUGGUGUCUUUUACAUAAGCCUCCAGUCCUUUAUAUCAUAUUGUGCCUAUCCAUUUGGGUCCUCCAUUAUUGUGUGUCGAGCACGUUUGGGUAUUGCCAUCAUUGCUGCUUUGGCAUUUUUCCCCACUGUCAUCUGUGCGUCCUUUGUGAAACAAACCGAACUGCACAGAGACACACAAGACAAGGACUAUCCCUUCCAAUUAGCCAGCGCUGUAUGCGAGUGGAUUGUUGCCUUCAGCUUCAUCUGCUUCUUCCUCACAUACAUCGAUGAUUUCAAACUGUUUACCUUACGAGUGAAAACAGAGUAUGAGGAGUAGUCAUGAUCACUCUGCAACUGCCAGCAAAACUUUGUAAAGCUUUUAUACUCAUACUUUUUUUACACACAUUUUACACUGCAAGCUUUUAUAUGAUUUUGUGUUUUGUACCACCUGACUGAAUUUGUUAGUAGAAUACGGUGGGUACUUUUUUACAUUGUUAUUUAUACAACUGGCUGUCAGGUGUGAGGUAAUAGAUGAAAAAACUGACCACAGCCUGUAUCUUUAUACUUUUUAUACAAUCUCAAAACAUUUUACAAGUGUACUUAUUGCUGCCAAACAUCACCUUGCACUUUGCUCUUGCCACACCAGCAUGUCCUGUCAGACCUGUGACUACUAAUAAAGAGAAGUUUGUAACACAGGCAACACGUUUGCUACACGUGGUUAAAUGGGAAUACCACUCAAACUAAUAACACAUUUGUCUGUGGGUACAUAGCAGUUUAGUCAGUACUGAUGUUUUUUACGAAAAUGGAGAGACUAGACUUAGUUAUCUUUCACUGAUACUGUAUGUAGGUGCUCGUUUUAUGCUGAAAAAAAUACUUCAGAUGGGAUUAUUAUUCAAAUGCUGCCAAGUUCCUUAACCAAAGUUGUUGGUUGAUUUUUUUUGGUAUUUUCCAAUUGUGUUUCCUUUGGAUUGCUAGACUGUUGUGACAACAAAUUAGGUAGAAAAAACUAUUUCUAUGGAUGCUCCCAUUCAGUUUUGAUUCUGCUACUUAUGUAUAUUGUUAAUAUGCUAAAUGGUUUCAGCUGACACUGUUACGUGGUUCUACAGUGCAGCCAUGGAUAUGAUUUUGCAUGUGUCUACAGCCUGUAGACAGCUCAUGCAAUGGAAAUUAGGCUAUUUAAUUUGUUUGCUCUGUACAACUGCCAAAUUUAAUUGCUGUAAUAAAAUAAAAAGGAAUUGAAGCUGAUUAGAAUUAAAGACACAUUUUCAGUAUGCUUUCAGGCAGAUAAAUAAAAACUUUUUUUUUCUAGAGCAGUGUUAAAUGUCUAGUUGCAACCCCUCCUGAGAGGUUGGCAUGGACAUGAGUUUUAAGCAUUUCAACCAGUGACUUUUCCUUCUCAAAUUGUUUAAUUUGUAGGAUUUUCAUGAGCCAGAAGAGCCAAAUGUUUCCAGCAUUUCACACGUAAAAUGUAAUAAUUUGAGAAAAGUCAAAACAGAAAUAUGUUUUCAUUUGUUUCUUAUUUCUUUAACAUCUGAUCCCUUUGAGUGGUCAGAUUUUUGUGUCAUAGUGUUGGCUGUUUUCACUGUCACUAUUGUAUUUCACUGGCCAGUACUUUUGGGAGCAUCCCUUUUUAGACAAUGGCUAUAAUUGGUGAUUAGUAGAUUGGACUACCACACAGUAUUAUAAAGAGAAAAUCCCGCUGUAAUGCUUAAGUGGACAGAAUGGAGGUCAGAUGAACACAGAUUAUUAACCUGCUCACUACAGACACUGUAUCUACAAGGGAAAUUGUUAUUAUUUGUAAUUCAAUUACUUUGUAUUGGUACUGAUUUGCUUAUGAUAUAAUGUACUGUACAGAUCAUGAUGCACUGCAGCGCUGACAAAUAAAGACACGUUUUUUUUUUAAAGCAAA
Messenger RNA from Siniperca chuatsi (mandarin fish), 2664 nucleotides. RefSeq names its product DNA-damage regulated autophagy modulator 1 (gene dram1). Gene Ontology annotation, cellular component: lysosome. The transcript has 7 exons. NCBI's taxonomy places the organism in Eukaryota, Metazoa, Chordata, Actinopteri, Centrarchiformes, Sinipercidae. The record is from RefSeq and is a predicted model, not a curated record. Bases 382 to 1092 code for a protein of 236 amino acids. Gene Ontology annotation, biological process: regulation of autophagy.